UCUGCUUUCACUCCGCGGCACUGAUUCAGACAUGCAAAACAUGCAAUAGAUCAGGGUCUCUGUCGGGACACUUAGACACGGUAGUCGGUACCCAUUCAGAGUGUCUGCAUCGUUAUUAUUUCACACGGUCUUCAGAGUUUAAAAAAAAAAUGCACUGGUAAGGAGGCACCUGCAGCCUGAUGGACCCAAGAUGUGUCAAAACAGAGCGGAGGACUGCGUUUUCUUCAUCACAAUAAUUGUUGGGAGUGAACAGAACAACAGAGAUUUGGAAAUAUGUUGAUAAAGAUGUCUUCUUUGUCCUGUGAAAUGGAGAAUCUGAAGUGAUGGAGAACAGAGAGGAGAGCCCUGUGGAAGAGCAGGCCCAGACACUGCAAGAGCGAGGAAUUCUCUACAUCUGGCAGUCAGCGGGCCCCGCUCUGCAGCUGUGUCCAGAGAGAGUGCUUCUAUCCAGGCCUGUCCUGCAGGCUGCCCUUGGAGAACAUCAUGGACUCCUGCUUACACAAGGUGGUCUGGUGUAUUCUUUUGGUGAGCUGUUUUGGAGGGAUCUAAGUGUACCAGUGACUGCUCCUGUGCUGGAGGUCUCAUUGCUGGGAAAGACAAUGGUCCGUGUGGCUGCUGGUGGCUUCCAUUGCGGAGCCUUAAGUGACCAGGGCAACAUCUAUAUGUGGGGGGAGAACACUGCAGGACAGUGUGGCCUGACUAAGAGUUGUGCAGCAUCAGAGAACACAUCAAACAUCACAGUUUCAGAGCCUUGCCAUGUCCCUGUGGUGGAUAGUGAGGUCAUUCCUCCAGCUGUGGUUAAGGUGGUGGAUCUGGCCUUUGGACGGGAGCACAGUCUUGCUCUGUCAGCUCAGAAUGAGCUGUGGGCGUGGGGAAGUGGCUGCCAGCUUGGCCUGGUCACCAGUACUUUCCCUGUAUGGAAACCACAGAAGGUGGAGCACUUGGCAGGCAGACAUGUACUUCAGGUGGCUUGUGGAGCAUACCACAGCCUGGCCCUGGUUCGUAGUUUAACUCCAAAGAACUACAACACCCUGAAUCCUGAGAAAGGGGAGCAGGGCCAGUCAACUCAGUCCUUUGUGACAGAGAGGGACGAGUUAUUGGCAGCUGACACUAGUCACUACUGUCCCCUGGGGGUGGAGCUGUCAGGCGAGACCCCUCCAAGGAGAAGCAGCCCCAGACUUAAGCCUCAACAUGGUGCAAGGACAGCUAGCAGUAGCCCUUACAGCCAGCUUAAGCCCCAUGAGCACUUUGACCCUCUCACUGAAGUAGACGGCAGCCGCUUGUCUAGCUCCCUGCCAGUCUGGAGCGGGAAUAAGGACACCUCUCUCCUUGAAGGAAUGGAGCUCCAGAAAAACUCAAGUUACUCAUGGGACCACAUUACAGGGCCAGGAGACACCGACUCACUGAGCAGUUACACUUCAGAUGACAGCUGUGUUUCUUCAACUCCAUCCACUGAUCUAUUGACUUCCAGUUUCAAAGAAGACCUACAAGUUAAAAGCCAAACCAACAGCAGCAGUUCCAUACCGUACUCCUCCUCACCAGUGUGUUUGGAAGAAGUUCGCCUUUUUCUUGCUGGAGAGAAGCAGGGACUGCAGGGGCAGAAGAGCUCAAGUCUCACGAAUAUCAAUCAGAAGGGGAAGGCUGCAAGCAGAAGACGCUCCCUGCCUGGAAUACCCACUCGUGGGUCUCCAAGACGACACAGGCCUUGUGCCUGCAUACCAUCCUCUGUUUGUCGGUGCCAGGCUGCAGCUCCGGAGGAUGCUGGAGACGGGCUUCCAUCUCUGGAGACUGAAGUGUGGAGCUGGGGCCGCGGGUCUGAGGGGCAACUGGGCCACGGAGAUCAACUUGCCAGACUCCAGCCUUUAUGUGUCAAGUCUAUGAUUGGUGAGGAGGUAAUCAAAGUGGCUGCUGGCUCACACCAUUCCUUGGCUCUCACUGCUCACUGUCAGGUGUACUCAUGGGGCAGCAACAUGUGUGGACAGCUCGGUCAUGUCAACAGUCCUGUCACUGUUCCUCAACUCACUAAGCUGUCUGAUGGUCUUCGAGUUUGGGACAUAUCAGCUGGUCAGAGUCACUCCCUCCUCUUGGCUGAUGGAGACUGUGUCCAGCCUGUCCUGUUGUACUGCGGUCAGCAGCUUCUCUCAGUGCAGCAGGAGAUGUCCCACAAAGGUCAAAGGUCAUGCCAGAGGUCACCCAACAAGGCAGAGAAUUACACCGUCAGACCCACCCUGUUGCCCUUUUGCAUGGAGAUGGGUUACAUUGGCAGUGUGUGUUGUGGUGGUCCAAGCUGUGCAGCGUUGGCAGACCAGAACGUGAUGGGUUUUAUUUCAGCCAUCCAUGAGCUAGCCUCCAGAGAGAGACAGUUCUUCUGCUGGUUGAGCAACACCAGGAAGCUCCUCCUCACACCACUACGCAACAGAGAGAGUGUCAUUCCAUCGCUAAGUGAGCCAUGCACUCAUCUCUUCUUCUCUCUCUGUGAGAGUUUCAUUCGUCUGAGCGUCCUGAUCGCCCGCCAUUCAACAUCACUCAGCUACUUCCUACAUAAUGUGCAAAGACAGGAUGUCACUUCUCUUCUUCUGCUGACACACACCGAGCACUUUGUGGACAUUUAUAAAGAGUACUGUUCUUCAGUCGGGGACUUCCAGGUGAUGGGUGGAUUCCACUCACUACAAAAACUCUCUCGUGAGUGUUUAGGCUCUCAGCAGACCAUGCUGGCUCAGCUGUGUGUAUCAGACCAGUCCGUCAGCGGGGAUGUUGAUCUGGUUUCACUGUUAUACUGGCCUCUGCAGCAGCUCCACCACUACAACCGAGUUCUGCUCAAACUGGCAGCUUGUUAUGAUGUGUUAACUGUUGAGUAUCAGUCCCUCCAUCAGGGCUGUAGUCAGUAUGAAUCCCUGUCUUUGUCACUGACCCGGAGGAAAAAAGAGGCUGAAGUCACCCUCCUCUUCUGGAAGAGCCAUCCAGGAAAAACUACUGAGGUUCUGCGUCUCCCAAAACGUCGUGUGGUGUGUGAGAGCAGCAACAGAUCCCUGACUCUGCAGAAUGCUGGGCGGUUCUCUAACCACUGGUUCAUGCUGUUCAAUGACGCUCUGGUGCACACACAGGGUGCCAUUCCCUCACAGAGCCUUUUCUCCACACAUCACGUCUAUCCUCUGACCUGUCUGUGGGUGAAACCGGUCACAGACGACAGCAGUGGACUCUAUGCGAUCAAAAUCACAUGUCCAGAGGAGAGUUUCACCCUGGUAGCCUCGACACCUCAGGAGAAGAACAAGUGGCUGCGAUCUCUGAACCAGGCGAUGGAUCAGGUGGUAGGCGGUGGAGGUCAGGGGUCAUCACCAGGGUUGACAGCAAUGUCUCGUACGGCCUCCUACGUGUUCACUGGAGAGGGAUGGUUUAAAGAUGCUCAGUAUACCGGGGCCUGGCUGGCAGGACGAGUGCAUGGAAGAGGUACCAUGAAGUGGCCAGAUGGACGGGUCUAUAGUGGGAACUUCAAGAAUGGACAAGAGGAUGGCUUUGGACAUUAUAUUAUACCCAACAAAGUGCUGAAUAAGCCAGACAUCUACCAAGGAAACUGGAAAGAUGGCAAGAUCCAUGGCUUCGGCAAGUACAAGUACGCCAGUGGUGAAGUGUAUGAGGGCUGUUUCUGUGAAGGGCAGCGACACGGUUACGGGAUGCUGAAUUCGGGGAGGCUGAGCAAGACGUCUUCGGGCGUUUUUAUUGGCCAGUGGCUCCACGGCAAGAAGACAGGCUAUGGCGUCUAUGAUGACAUCACAAGAGGUGAGAAGUACAUGGGUCUGUGGUUGGACGAGCAGCGGCAUGGCAGCGCUGUGGUGGUCACCCAGUACGGUGUUUACUUUGAGGGGACCUUCAGAGAAAACAAGAUGAGCGGCCAAGGUCUGUUGGUGUCAGAUGAUGACACAGCUCUCCAUGGGGAGUUCUCUGAUGACUGGACUGUCAAUGGGAAGGGUGUUUUAUCUCUUGCUAAUGGUGACAACCUGGAUGGCCUGUUCAGUGGAGAGUGGACCACAGGUCUGAAGGUGGUUGGAACGUACACCAAACCAGCCAACGAAGAGCCUGAAACUAGAGAGAGAAGCCGCAUGCUCAGGCUGGGUCAGUAUGUGGUGGCCGCAGAGCAGCGGUGGGUCUGCGUGUUCGAUGAAUGUUGGCGUCGGCUCGGCUGUGAUGCUGCUGGGAGAGGAGAGAGGUCUACAGCCUGGGAGAACAUUGCUGUUACCAUAUCAACUGCACGAAGACAGAGCCCAAAACUCAGCAGGUCUCAGAGCAAAGUAUUGGAGUCUUUGGAGUUUAUUCCUCAGUAUGGAGAACAGUUCACUAUGGCCAACUAUGACAACAUACGAAGAUACCUCCUCAAGGCAUGUGAAACCCCUCACCACCCCCUGGGCUGGCUGGUGGAGACGUUGGUUACUGUUUUUAGGAUGACUUACAUUGGAGUGGGUUCCAACCGCAGGCUGCUCAGACAAGCUGUCCACGAAGUUCAGGCCUUCCUUACACAUUUCUACGCCAUUGUGAGGUUUUUAUUUCCUGGGUUACCUGCUGACGGCUGUGCCAUCCCAGGAUCCCUUGCCUCUCUAUCUGAAAGCAGACACAACUCAAGCUUUGAAGAGCAAUGCGGUGUUUUGGUGGUGAGCUGCUCCUCUUUGCUCCUCCCUCUGCUGCUCCCUCAGCUCUACCCCCCUCUCUUUACCCUUUACUCCCUUCAGGAGGAGCAGGAGGAGGCCCGAUACUGGGAGCGCAUCCUCAGACUCAACAAACAGCCUGACCAGUCCCUGCUCAGCUUCCUGGGUGUGCAAAAGAAGUUCUGGCCUGUCUCGAUAUCAAUUCUGGGAGAGAAAAUACAGAUUGUGUCCAGCAGUAAAGAUGCCUGCUUUGUUUCAGCUAUAGAGACACUCCAACAAAUCAGCACCACGUUCACUCCGUCAGACAAACUCCUCGUCAUCAAGAACACAUUUGAAGAGUUGACCCAGGAAAUAAAACCUAUGUUGGAAGACAACUUCCUGUGGUGCAUGGAUGACCUGCUGCCCCUCUUCCUCUAUGUAGUGCUCAGGGCUAGGGUUAAGAACCUGGGAGCCGAGGUCAGUCUGAUAGACGACUUGAUGGACUCCAACGUUCAGCACGGAGAGCUGGGAAUGAUGUUCACCACACUGAGGGCCUGCUACAUCCAGAUUCAGCAGGAGUCGACUACAUAAGAGCAGCCAGGGAGACUCAACACUGUCAACAACAAAAAAAAAAAAAAGGCAUCAGCACUUCCAGGAAC
Molecule: messenger RNA, 5275 nt
Organism: Labrus bergylta (ballan wrasse)
Lineage: Eukaryota; Metazoa; Chordata; Actinopteri; Labriformes; Labridae
Product: alsin-like
Biological process (GO): regulation of GTPase activity; endosomal transport
Cellular component (GO): centrosome; dendrite; intracellular membrane-bounded organelle
Molecular function (GO): guanyl-nucleotide exchange factor activity; small GTPase binding
Source: RefSeq, a predicted model, not a curated record